Messenger RNA from Clupea harengus (Atlantic herring), 4577 nucleotides. RefSeq names its product pyruvate dehydrogenase kinase, isozyme 4 (gene pdk4). NCBI's taxonomy places the organism in Eukaryota, Metazoa, Chordata, Actinopteri, Clupeiformes, Clupeidae. Gene Ontology annotation, molecular function: pyruvate dehydrogenase (acetyl-transferring) kinase activity. Gene Ontology annotation, biological process: protein phosphorylation; regulation of glucose metabolic process. Gene Ontology annotation, cellular component: mitochondrion. The record is from RefSeq and is a predicted model, not a curated record.
GAAUAUGUUUGUUGUGUUGUUGAGUUUGUUGUUUUUGUUCCACUGUAUCUACACUUCCGAGACCCUCCUCCACGACCUGUGCUCUAUAUUCGUUCUGCGCAUGUGCACAUAAAACUAACAGACAUUUUGAUAUAGGUUGUGUGGGCUAUAGCGUAUCGGCAGCAUACUGAGCGUAGAAGUAUUUGGGCGCUGACACUACCCUUGGAAGAUUUUUAGCAAAACAGACCACAGCUUCUUCGGACAUAUUCAAGUCUGCGUGUACGCUACAGUCAGCGCAGGGCUUAACACCUUCCUCCCAGUAAUUUCGCUCUGUGUAGGUCAAUUGGUCGAAGCGAAUGUCCCGCUGGACUCCAGAAGAAAAACAACAGAGGACCAGGGGAGGAAGUGAUCUUGUCAAUGGACGGGACAUAACAGUGCUUCAUGAGAAUAUAGGCUAAUUGCAAGGUGAUGUCGAUUGUCAAAUGAAGAGUUCUUCUAACGCGAUGUCCUUUUUGCCCUUGCAAAACCGUUGAUCAAGGAUUAUCAUUGUGCCUUGUUUUUCCUUUCCUUAAUAGCGAAUUAUUGCCCCCCUCGAAGAUAUAGCUGUCAACAGAUUCAAGGUUAUUUGGAAGUUAACAUUAAAGUAACGUAAAGUCAACAUGAAGUUUGCACAACUUUUGCUGAACGGCGCUAAGUCUAACAUACCAAAACAAGUGGAUCGCUUUUCCAAGUUUUCACCUUCACCGUUGUCGAUGAAGCAGUUCCUCGACUUCGGUUCUGCCAACGCCUGCGAGAAGACCUCCUUUGUGUUUUUACGCCAGGAGCUUCCUGUUAGACUCGCAAAUAUCAUGAAAGAGAUAGACUUCCUCCCGGACAAGCUCCUUCGCACCCCAUCUUUACAAAUGCUCCAUAGCUGGUACGCAACGAGUCUCAUGGAAUUAGUGGACUUUCUAGAAAGAGAUCCUGACGACAAAAAGGUCCUGAAAAAGUUCACAGAAACACUCGUCAACGUGCGGAAUCGACACAACAACGUGGUGCCUACCAUGGCCCAGGGCGUCCUGGAGUACAAGGAGGCCUUUGGCGUCGACCCAGUGACCAAUCAGAACGUCCAGUACUUCCUGGACCGCUUCUACAUGAGUCGUAUCUCCACCCGCAUGCUAAUGAACCAGCACUCCCUCAUAUUUGAUGGAAGUGCCAAUCCAGCCCACCCUAAACACAUAGGAAGCAUUGACCCCGUCUGUGACGUGGUGGAGGUAAUACAAGAUGCCUACGAGACGUCCAAGAUGCUGUGUGAACAGUACUACAUGACCUCCCCCGAAAUGGAGAUCAAGCAAGUGAACUCCAAAUCCCCUGACCAGCCUCUGCACAUUGUCUAUGUCCCCUCUCAUCUAUAUCACAUGCUUUUCGAGCUCUUUAAGAAUGCCAUGAGGGCCACAGUGGAGACACAUGAGGACAGUUUAACUCUCCCACCUGUUAAGGUCAGAGUAUCACUGGGUGGUGAAGACCUGACAAUAAAGAUGUCAGACAAAGGUGGUGGUGUUCCUUUGAGGAAGAUCGAGCGCCUCUUCAGCUACAUGUAUUCCACCGCACCAAGCCCGGUGAUCGAUGAGGCUCGCAAUGCUCCUUUGGCGGGAUUCGGCUACGGUCUUCCCAUUUCACGUCUGUAUGCCAAGUACUUCCAGGGUGAUCUGCAGCUUUACUCCAUGGAAGGCUAUGGAACAUCAGCAGUCAUCUACCUGAAGGCCUUAUCCUCGGAGUCUAUUGAAAGGCUCCCGGUCUUCAACAAGUCUGCCCUCAGGCAUUACCAGACGACCACAGAGGCCGACGACUGGUGUAUCCCCAGCAAGGAACCCAAGAAACUGGGGAAGUAUGAGUUUAGCGUGUAAAAUUGGACAGAGAACCGUGUGUGAUGAUAGAAGACAGCAGAAUGGAUUCACUCCUGUUUGCCCCAAGCCCCGCAAUCUGAGGACCGAAGCAAGCAGUUGGCUUGGAUGCUGUGUGUUGUGGACAUUGCUGUCUCUCUGUGAAGUUCUUUCUGUGUGACCCGUUUUGAGGGGGAUAACGCAUGUAUUAUUAUUGGUGUGGCAGGAUGUUGUUUUGACACUAUAAUGUCACAGUCAUCAGCUAAUGGGGGCAUUUGGAACUCAUAAGAGACAAAUUUCCUUUUAUUCUUUUUAACGUUUCCAUUUAUUUCUAUUGAACUCUUGAGCUUUGACUAACAGCUCCUUUUAACACUAUGAUAUUUUGCCAACAGAGUUCAAGAAUAAGCUUUUGCUUUUGUCUGACAAGACAUAGGUGCACAUGUAGAGUCAGUCAUUUCAACUACUUGAGAGUCAUUUCAAUGCAAAGAUGUAUCACUGAAUUUCACAGCAGUGAUGUAUUUGUUUCAUGUCUGAGCUCAGCGAAUUAUAUCAUUGUACUGCAGAAACACAUUGUGAAUUCAUGAUGUUUGGAUGGUCACUGUCAUGUCACAGUGUUGAUGGUGAAGGUGCUUGUCACAUUUCAAAAACCUUGACGUCUUUUUUUUUUUGUUUCCAAUGCCAAUUGGCCAUACCGAGUCUCUACAUGCAUGUUACUUCUGAAAUGCCCCAAAUCAAACUAGGCCCGAAACGUCAAGGCCAACAUGACUGGGAAAAGCCCAGUUUGGGAGAUUCAUAAACUUUUUUAUUUCCCACAAUAAGAAGCUCCUAAGACAUUGUGAGAACGUACCACUGAAAACAUGCAAAUUGUGUAGUUACCAGUAACAUCAGUUGUAACCAAUAGUAAACGGAUUAUACAGAAAUCCUCUGUCAUAAAAUGUUCUGAGAAAGUAAAAGAGUGCUUUAGGUAAAGUGUGCUUCAAGACAUUUUCUCAUUGUAUAGGCACGCCAUAGAAGAAGCCAAAUGUCCAAGUAGUUCAAAUGACCUACACCAUGUAAAAAUGAGGAGAGCCAGUCUAGAGUUUUCACAUUUAUGCAUGACUAUCAAACAGCUCACGAUGAGUUAUUGUAUAGCUGUUAUAAAGCAGGUUUUUCGUUUGUUUGUUUGUUUAAAGCCACUGCUUUUUAUUGAAAUGUUAAAUGUUUUCAAACUAUAUACCAUCAGCAAAAACUACAAGGAAAAUGGAAACUAUGUGCGUGUGUCAGUGGUAAAAGCUUGAAAGCCGUAGGGGAAUAUUGCAAUGACUUCUGGAUAUAAAAGGGAUUGGGAUUGGGAUUGGGAAUGGGUGUACAUUCAGGAGUUCCACCAGUCUCUAAAUUCACUAAGUUUCUAUUUUUUUCUCGUAUGGAUCCAUCAACCAUUAGUAUUUCCAUGACACUAUUAUACAUGUAGGUAAUUUGGUACUUAAAAUUAUCGGCUUUUGGAUGUCAAUCUAACUUUUAAAAAAAAGUCACGAUAAUUAAAGUCACGAUAUGCAAGAUAUGCUAAUGAAACUAGCCAGAGAUCUGGAGACAAACCUCCCACUUCCCUAUCAGCCUUAUGUCCAGUUUAUCAUGUGUGUUUGGCUGCCAUCCAGGAGGUCCGGUCGCUGAUUGCUGAGUUUGCCUGACCUCCUGAUUAGUUAAAAGCUAACUAGCUAUUGAGAAAUAUCCAAUAAGGAAGCAUCUCUCCCAUACUACCCCAGCUGUUCAGUAAUUCUGGUAUAGUGAAGCCUAUGAGAACAUAUAUACCCACAUUAGCACAUGCUUUUGAAUGUUUCAAACUAACAAAACAGUUACAUACUGUACCUUUAAGAGCCAAACGGUUCUUAUUUAUGUGUUAACUUUGAACACAAGAUUGUCUGUUUUCCCUUUGACCGGCUACAUGUGUUUCCCCUGCCUUAAUCAGGGUGUGGAUGUGUCAAGUAAGGACAAUUUGCCAAUCUUUUUUAUUUGCCAAUCCUGUCGAGCAAUAAGAAUCAAAUACAUUUUCUCCCAUGCCAACACAACGCAAAUAAUUGCCUCUAUUAUUCUGUUCUAUUCUACAAUCUAUUAUUCAAUUUGAGGGACCUUGAAUAAUGACAACGGUCAUUUUGUGAAGUUCAGGUAUUCUGUGUGAACAUAUCAGCCGUGUAUUGAUUGUUGCAGGCUUUCUACAUCGAUGGGGACUUUUAAUGAUUUGCACACAUAAGAAUGUGUGUGGGCCUUAAGUAUUUAUUUUUAUGAAAGACUGUUCAGUGGUGUAAAACGCAUUUGGGACUUUAAGACUAAUAGCUCUGCUUAUACUCUGUAUUUCUCUUAGCCUUUGGCCUAACAGAUAGGUAUUUGUAGCAAAGUCAGUACUUUUGUAAUACAAAAAGUACAAGCAUGGUAACACUGAAUUGCCAUUGUUUAGUUUUUACCUUUUUCAUAACAUUUAUAAUAAUAAUGGCUUAUUCUUCUAUUUUGUAUGGUCUCAGGUUUUAGAGGGUAAGCCAUAUUUUUCGCUGCUCUUGUGUGUAAUUUUUUUUCCUUGGAUGAUUUAAAUUUUUUUAUCACUCCGAUGAUUGCUGUGUCUGUGUGGUUGUAUGUACUGUACCUGGUCAAAGGAAUGAAAAGAUCGACUAAAUGGAUCUUAUUCAUUCAGUGUCCCUCGAGGGAACUGCAGAAAUGCUGGUUUUGAGUGAACUCUCAUUAAAAUUCAUUAAAUCAUCAGACUUA